UUCUGCUGCUAUAUCCGCAUUGGGUUGAGCGAUUGCUGUUUUCAAUACGUGAUACUGUAGUCUUAGGAUACCUAUACUACCAUAAAAGGCAGCAGCUCAGUCGAUGACCCUGUUGGCGACCGUGGGAGACGACAGCCUCGUGAACCCGAUCCACAUUGACACAAAACGCCUUUGUGUAUAGCUAGUUCUGAAAUUUUUGCCUAGGGCCUGGACGGUGGAUUCAACGGCAGAGGCCUUUUACGGUAAAAUACGGUGCUUUGGAGGUCUGUCAAGGUCUGCAGGGGCCUAGUAAGACCUAGCUCACAUCCAAACUGCCGAUCACAGCAGCACGUGUUCAGCCAGGCACGAAACAAGACAGCACGUGUUUCAGCCAUGCCUGGGAAAUUUGUGUUCUCACUGGCCAAGCCGGAGCUCUUCAACCAGCCUGCCUAUCUAGCUGCUAUCCAUGAGAGCCGGAAGCAGAAGCCACCAGCUGAACUCUACGUGUCAUACGGCCCCGAGGACAUGGGCGUUGCCAUGGUGAUCAAGGUAAACAACCGUCACGAAUGGAACCUGGUGCUGCCCACCGACCCAAACAAGUACGCGCUGGAGUGCGGCUUCACGUACGGCAUCACCUCGCGGCGAGCCAUCUGGGACUUUGUGCGGCCGCUGCUGCUGGCGGUGUGUCGCAGCAGCCCGGGCGCCUUCGAGCUGUUGUGGGAGGAUGAUGACCUGGGGGACGUGGUGGAGGUGGGGCGAUUCGACCCGGCUGCGGGGCCGCAUGGAGACCUGGUGGUGGUGCACCGCGGGUUGCCAUCCACACAGCAGUUUGAGCAGAUCUCAACUGCAGGGCGGCAGCGGCACUGAGGACGGCAGCGGGGGGUGCGUGCGGGAGGUGGUAAGGGAAACUGGUUUGUGGGCGGUUAGGUGGUGCAGCUUGCAAGGGAGAGCGUUGCGAGAAAGUGGGCUGGUAGGCAGGGGGGGGGUAGGAAGCGGAAAAAUAGACCCCAACCCUCAAAUCGAAGGCGCUUUGCGUCGGGAUUCCGAAUCUGCUUUCAGAUUUUUGUUUGGAGUUGUACGGAAAAAGUUAUGGGC
This is a messenger RNA of Astrephomene gubernaculifera, 1074 nucleotides long. The record is from the annotation of a GenBank genome assembly. NCBI's taxonomy places the organism in Eukaryota, Viridiplantae, Chlorophyta, Chlorophyceae, Chlamydomonadales, Astrephomenaceae.